Messenger RNA from Metschnikowia bicuspidata var. bicuspidata NRRL YB-4993, 1512 nucleotides. RefSeq lists its product as uncharacterized. The annotation marks the transcript as partial. Gene Ontology annotation, biological process: RNA polymerase II preinitiation complex assembly; DNA-templated transcription initiation. Gene Ontology annotation, cellular component: SAGA complex; SLIK (SAGA-like) complex; transcription factor TFIID complex. The transcript has 3 exons. The record is from RefSeq and is a predicted model, not a curated record. NCBI's taxonomy places the organism in Eukaryota, Fungi, Ascomycota, Pichiomycetes, Serinales, Metschnikowiaceae. Gene Ontology annotation, molecular function: protein heterodimerization activity; DNA binding; TBP-class protein binding.
AACAUUAUCCAGACGAUCCAGCCGGCACAAGCCACCAGGCUCUUGGAGGCGCUCAAGGAGGAGCUAGCCAAGGCCAAGGCUGCGGGACCAGACACGGCCAGGGCAAGACAGCAUUACGCCCGGGCCGAACAAAUCAAGCAGGUGCUUGUGAAUUACCGCCAGCAGCAGCAACAAAGACAGGCGGCCGCGGCUCGUGCAAACACCACGGGCGCCAGCACCGCCGGCUCGCGCCCAGGCGCGACCGGGUUUGCGUCGGGCGCGAACACCGUGGGCAACACGGGCGCCAUCGGGGGGCCUGCGGGCGGAUUGGGCCAGAACACCGGGGCCUCGGCUCCUGGGGCUGGCACCAUAGCUUCACAGCAGCAACAGCAACAGCAACAGCAACAGAGAUCCGGCAUAUACGCGUCUUCCCAGAUGCCCGGCGGGCUUUCCGACGCCGGCGCCUCGCAGCAGAGACCGCCGUCCGUGGCGCCCGGGGUCACGACCGAGAAGUACAACCAGGUGCGCACCCGGCUCCAGGACUUGGAGCGCAAGAUCCGCACACUCGAGGCCGGCAAGCGCCCGGACAUGGGCGCGGACGAAAACACGCAGUUUGACAACCAGCUCCGCGAGCUCAAGUUGAAGUACGCCCAGUACUCGAAGUUUGCCUUGUACAUGAAGAACCAGUUGCUAGAACAGGCCCGUUCCGGCGCGGCCACGGCCCCCAUGGGCACGAGCCCGGCGGGCACCAAGCCCGGCACCCCCGCCGUGCCGCCGGCCGCUCACACGGCCCAUUCCGCGGGCACCCCGGGCCAGUCCAUGCACACGCCAGCAGACCACAGCCAGGCGGCGGACCAUGCGGCCAAGUCCGCCAGCGCCGGUGCAGCACCGGGCGUGAAAGCUGCCAGCAGAGGGCCGUCGCCCUCCGCGAAGGAGCCCUCCGUGCCGGGCGUCAACCUCUCUCUGAUCACCAAGCCAAGCGUGCCGUCCAUUCCAAUUUCCAGCACCAUCAAUGUGAAGCCGCACAACCCCAUCACGUUGAAGCCGGGCGCCAACAACGUCAGGCCAACGUUGACCGCGGGCGGCUCCUCGGGCUUGGGGCAGGUGGUCAACUCGCCUGCGAUGAUGCGAAUGCCCACGUUCGACAUGGCGUCCACUGGCCCCAUCCAGGACAACGGUGGCCGCGUCUUGACGAAGAGAAAGUUGACGGAGCUUGUCAACACCAUAGGCGCGGACGAGGGUGACGGGAAGACCACCAUUGACGGCGACGUCGAAGAGUUGCUCCUAGACCUUGCAGAUGAGUUUGUCAGUUCCGUCACGACCUUCGCUUGCAGGUUGGCCAAGCACAGAAAGACCGACGCAAUCGACGUGCGCGAUGUCCAGCUCCACCUCGAGAGAAACUGGAACAUCCGCAUUCCGGGCCACGCCAUGGACGAGAUCCGCAGCAUGCGCAAGUGGCAGCCAAACUCUUCAUACACACAGAAGGUGUCCGGCGUGGAUAUAGUCAAAGCUGUCAACGGACCGCUAAACUGA